AGCUCCGCGGCGCGCGAGCAGCUCAGGCAGGAUGAGUGCAGCCUCGGACCCCGUGGUCAUCGUGUCGGCGGCGCGGACUGCCAUAGGCUCCUUCAACGGGGCCUUGUCCACCGUGCCCGUCCAUGAUCUGGCCUCCACCGUCAUCAGUGCGGUCCUGCAGAGGGCCGCCGUGACCCCGGCUGAGGUGUCCGAGGUCAUAUUCGGACACGUCCUGGCCGCAGGUUGCGGGCAGAAUCCCACUCGACAGGCUAGCGUGGGUGCCGGGAUCCCCUACUCUGUCCCAGCUUGGAGCUGCCAGAUGAUCUGUGGGUCAGGCCUCAAAGCCGUGUGCCUCGGCGCGCAGUCCAUCGCCAUGGGGGACUCCAGCAUCGUGAUUGCAGGCGGCAUGGAGAACAUGAGCAAGGCUCCACACUUGGUUCACUUGAGAACAGGCGUGCGGGUUGGUGAGACGCCCCUCGCUGAUAGCAUACUGUGUGAUGGUCUUACUGAUGCCUUUCACGGCUACCACAUGGGUAUCACAGCUGAGAAUGUCGCCAAAAAAUGGCAGGUGAGUCGAGAAGAACAGGACCGGGUCGCGGUCUUGUCCCAGAGCCGGACCGAGAGCGCACAGAAGGCCGGCUACUUCGACAAAGAGAUCGUGCCAGUGGUGGUAUCGUCCAGGAAAGGACCUACCGAAGUGAAAACGGACGAGUUUCCCCGCCACGGGAGCAGCUUAGAGGCCAUGUCCAAGCUGAAGCCUUACUUCCUGACUGACGGGACAGGCACCGUCACCCCAGCCAACGCUUCAGGAAUGAAUGAUGGCGCCGCUGCCGUGCUUCUCAUGAAGAAGUCGGAAGCCGAGAACCGAGGGCUGGCACCUCUGGCGCGGAUUGUCUCCUGGGCCCAAGCAGGCGUGGAGCCUUCCAUCAUGGGAACAGGACCGAUUCCAGCAAUAAAGCAAGCUGUCGCAAAAGCCGGCUGGUCGCUGGAUGACAUCGACAUAUUUGAAAUCAAUGAAGCCUUUGCAGCCCUGUCAGUGGCAGUUGCUAAAGAACUUGGAAUAAACCCGGAGAAGGUCAACAUCCAAGGGGGUGCCAUAGCCCUGGGGCACCCUCUUGGAGCCUCUGGCUGCCGCAUCCUGGUGACCCUGCUGCACGCACUGGAGAGGACUGGUGGAACCCGGGGAGUAGCAGCCCUGUGUGUUGGUGGUGGGAUGGGCAUAGCCAUGUGUGUCCAGAGAGGAUGAGCAGUGAACCCAGCUCACACCAUGCCCAGGCCUCUGCCCUCCUUCCUUGACAGCCAAUCGACGACUAAGGCGCAAUGUGAAACCCCAGGACCAAAGUGAAGAUGGAAAUCACUCUACUUCACAAGAAUGCAGGCUCACACUGUACUUUAAUGUGUAAUACGUAAGGUACAAGACAAUUCUAACAUUGUUAUAAAUAAAGAAGUCUGAUCAGUCA
This is a messenger RNA of Ochotona curzoniae (black-lipped pika), 1439 nucleotides long. RefSeq names its product acetyl-CoA acetyltransferase 2 (gene ACAT2). Gene Ontology annotation, molecular function: acetyl-CoA C-acetyltransferase activity. Lineage: Eukaryota; Metazoa; Chordata; Mammalia; Lagomorpha; Ochotonidae. Bases 32 to 1225 code for a protein of 397 amino acids. The record is from RefSeq and is a predicted model, not a curated record. The transcript has 9 exons. Gene Ontology annotation, biological process: fatty acid beta-oxidation.